AAACAGAUCAUUAAAGGGGCUUGGGUUAGGAUGUUGGUGGUGAUGACAACCAGAUGCCAUUAUGUUCUGUGAGAAACCGACUGAGAAGCGGGAGAAGAGCCCCUGUCGCUGCAAGAACUGUGUACUGAGGCACUCCGAUUUCCUUCCCUGGCCGGAGCCCAUUGGAUUCACGUCUGAUCGCAAAACUGAUAAGGACAACAACAAUCACAUUUCCACACUUCAAUCAGUCGAAAGUGUGGUUACCAUUUCCGAUGUGAAUGAAAGGCAUACCACCAAUCAUUACAAAAAUCACCAAAGUAAUCCAGAUGAAAUAGCUUAUACCCCAAACCGAAGUGGGGUCAGCAGUCCAGUUAACGAUGGGGCUUCUUCUCCCACUCAGCGCGGUGGCACUACUCCAGCUCCCCAGGGGGGCAAGGGAGGGAAUUCACCAUCGCGGGUUACAGCACAGCCUCAAGCUCAACCCACCAUCCUGCUGAUCGUAGUCAACAAGAACGAUCCACCACCGUAUGGCCAAGGACAAAGUUGGGAAUAUCCAGGCCAACAAUAUUCAGUUCCUGGACCCAGAGGAUAUCCAGGUCCCGGACCCAGAGGAUAUCCAGGACCCGGACCCAGAGGAUAUCCAGGUCGUGGACCCAGGGGAUAUCCCGGUCCGGGACCCAGAGGAUAUCCUGGUCAGGGACCCAGAAGAUAUUCUUGUCCGGGACCCAGAGGAUAUCCCGGUCCGGGAUCUAGUGGUCGGCCAGAUCCGGGCGGUGGACUACAAGGCUAUUAUUACCCACCGUCCGGUCCUGGAAAUGGAACAGGACCCAGUGGAAGACCAAGACCCCAGAAUGAGAAUGAAUAUGCUUACUAUGACAGGCGCCGAUAUAGCGAAGCGUAUCAAAACAAUCGAAAUGACUGGAGGGGGCAGCCAAGAGGAUACUACGAUGGUGCCUAUGCCGAGGAACACAAUUUAAAUCGCCAACCCGAAACCCGACGAAAUUGCCAGUGCCCUGAAAAACAACAGACUCCUCCUCCGGAGGAAACACAAAAUGCCCAAGAAAAUGAUGACCAGCAAACCACGAAAAGAAAGAGUUUUAAGCGCCUGGUUGGGAUGGGAGUCGGAAAUACUUGUAGUUGUCAAGGUCCAAGCCUGAUGGGUAGUAAUCUGAGAUCUCUCGGAAACGAAAUGGACAAUCAAGAAGUGGGAAGAAGUGGAAAUAUGGGAACACCACCCAACACAAUGGAAUAUUUAUCGGAAAGAGGAAGCCCGCCGGAAAUUCGGGAAGUAACUGUGACCGAUGCCAAAAACAAGACGUACAAGUGCAUACAGGUGCCAAUUUGUAUCUCAACUGGAAAGGCGAAUACCUGUCGCUGUUGCAAAUGUGCUCCAUCUCCCGAUGCGGAAAACGAUGAAUCUUUCGACGAGGACGCGGAAUGCAUCUGCAAUCAUGAGGGCAAAUGCACCUGUGUGGCCGGGAAUGAGUUUCCCACGGAGUUUGGCUGCGAGUGCGAUCUCACCAACUUGGAGCAAACUCUUCGCGAGCUUAUACCCAACGCCGAGUGCAUAUGCUACUUGAAGAAGAAGAAGCGUCGCAGGAAGCGAAAGAAGUGGGCACCCAAAGUCUACUACGACCGGUUUGCCGGUCCUCCGUUUGUCCUAAAUCCUAAGCCAAGAUGUCUUGACUAUGGACGCAGUCCAUUUUGCAACCCGUGCUAUAAUCCCUGCAGCUGCGCACCUUUUGCAAAGAGCUGUUACACCUGCGACUACAACUGUGAAGGAUGUGGUCGCUUUUGAAAUUCUCCCCCGACGAAGUCAAAUCUCAGCCAUAACCUGUAAAGAUCCUCAACAUUUACUUAGCGGACGCCAAAAAGCUUCAUAUAAGUUGUUUUUUUUGACGCCAUCUGACACUUGUUGGAGAUCUCAGAGGAAGCUAACAAAAUAUAAAUUAUUCGGAAUUCUAAUUAAC
Drosophila melanogaster (fruit fly) is the source of this 1949-nucleotide messenger RNA. RefSeq lists its product as uncharacterized. The coding region runs from base 62 to 1777 and encodes 571 amino acids. Lineage: Eukaryota; Metazoa; Arthropoda; Insecta; Diptera; Drosophilidae. The transcript is spliced from 7 exons. The record is from RefSeq and is marked reviewed.